CGGCGAUGUGAACGAUUUAAGUUUCAUAUAAAUAGGAUGCAUUUGUGCAAUAAGGCAUUCCGUACUCAUCUUUUGCAUUAACACCAGCUUAGAUAUGAAGCUGUUCAUAGUCCUGUCAGUGUUAGCUUGUGGCUAUGCAGCCAAGUUGGACAGGACUUAUCUUCCUCCAGCGAGCGCCGCAACCGCUGGAGGCAGCCCUGGAUCUCUGACGACUCCAUUCGGAUCACCAACUGGACCUGGAUCAAACCAGAUGCCUGGACAAGCGCCUAGCUUCGGUUCUUCUAGCUCAGGACAAUUCCCACCAAAUGCACCAUCACCUGGAUCUGGACAACCCACUUUUGGGUCUUCUGCAUCUGGAAGAUUCCCCCAAGCGUUUUCUGGAACAGCGAGGCCUUCCAGCCAAGGACAAUCUUAUCCUCAAUCAUCUCAAUCUGGACUCAAUGGACCUAGCAGUUUGGGACAAUCUUUUGGUCAGGGCAACCAACCCGCCGGGCCAUCAAAUCAAUACGGAUCAGCUGCGUCUGGUCGUGAUUCAAACCCUGGCUUCGGACCUUCAGGUUUUGGAUCCAAUCAAGGUGGAGCCCAAACCCAGCCUGAAAGACCUCAAGCUGCAGCUGACAGAAACGCCGAAAUUUUAAGAUACGAAAACGAAAAUGACGGCAAUACUUUCGCAUACAGUUUCGAAACUUCGAAUGGUAUUUCUGCUGAAGAGUCAGGAGUGGCAACGAAUGGUGUUCAGGCCCAAGGUGGUUUCUCUUAUACCGGUGAUGAUGGUGAAGUGUAUAAAGUGACGUAUACCGCUGACGAAAACGGUUAUCAGCCUAGUGGAGACCAUUUGCCUACUUCUCCUCCUAUUCCUGAUGAGAUCCUCAGGUCUAUCGAGGAGAAUGCCAGAGCUGCAGCCGCUGGAACUCAAGAAGGUGCUUACAAUCCCGAUGAAGACGAUUCUGGAAGUCCUCAACAGUAUUCUGGAUCUUCUCCAUCUUUCAACCAAGGCCAGGGUCCUUCUUCAUCUUACAACCAGCCCCAGGGAUCCGCGCACUCUUCUAACCAGCCUCAGGGACCAGCGCAGUCAUAUAACCAGCCUCAGGGAUCUUCUCCUUCUUACAACCAGCUUCAGGGAUCUUCUCCAUCUUACAACCAGCCUCAGGGAUCAUCUCCCUCUUAUAACCAACCCCAAGCACCCGCCCAGGGUCCAUCGCAACAAUAUGGAGCUCCUAACUCAGUUGCCGGUUCCGGACCUUUCAACAAAGCUCAAUCUGGACCAAGAAAUCAAUUUUCUGGUGCUUCUUCCUUCAAUCAGAGCCCAAGCGGUCCUCAGGGUAAUUCUCAAUUCGGUGCCCCAACGGCUUCUGGACAAGGUCUUCAGCAAUUUGGAUCUCAACCAAAUGCCGCCGCAACUGGAUCUUCUAGGCCUUUCUCUGCUCCAUCUCAAAGUUCCCAAGGAAACAACAAUGGCUAUGAAUACAACCGUCCUCAGGGAUCUUCAGGAUCUUUCACCGCUUCACGUCAAGACCAGUCUUCUGCUCAAAGUCGUCCUUCACAGCAAUAUGGCGCUCCUUCUCCAUCUGCCACUGGGUCUUCUCAGCGUCCUUCUCAACAAUAUGGUGCCCCUACUAAUGGUGGAUCUAACCAAGUAUCUCCACAAUAUGGUGCUCCCAUUGCAUCAGGACGUGGUUCUAGCCAGGCUCCUCAAGGAUCCCCGUACAAUGCUCCUUCAACUUCCAAUGCUGGACGUGGAUCCAGCCAAGGCCCCUCUCAACAAUACGGUGCACCUUCUACUUCUAGCCGUGGACCAGUUCAAACUGCACAGCAGUAUAACCCUCCUUCCCCCUCCCAACAAUACGGCACCCCCAACACACCUUCUGCACCCACUCAACAAUACGGUGCCCCUAACGGUGGACGUGGAAGUCAAGGUCCUCAGUUUGGAUCACCGAACGCUGCAACUCCUUCCGGAAAUACCGGAUUCCCUGGAUCAUUCCCCCGUCAAGACCAAUCUUCGGCCCAAAGCCGUCCACAAGGAAAUUUCGGACAAGCCCAGAAUGAAAACGGAUAUCAAUAUGGCCGUCCUCAGGGUGCUCCGUUUGGCCAAGGACCCAGUGGCAACAGACCACAGUCUGGCCAACAGCUACCUGCGUCUCAAUACAACCAGCCCGCUCAGUCUGGUUUCCCAAGACCUGGAUCUUCGGCCAGCCAAACCCCAGCCGGCUCGAACUUCGGUACUGGCCCUACGACAGGUCCAGCUGCAGCUCUGGUCAGCCAGUCGCUUGUGCCUGGAUCUAGGGUCGUUGGAACCACACCUGCAGGAGGUCGUAUUCAGGGCUCUUUCGGAUCAGCCCCUGGCCAGUCCAGCGCUGGCCAACCUGCUAUGACAGAUGCCACUCAAUACAACCAGUCUGGAACUCCAAGUCACCCUGGCUCCCAGACUAGCCAAUCAUCCUUCAGACCGGCUGCGCCAACCUUCGGUGGACCUCGUCAACCACCAAGUUUCAGCCCCGAAACUGGUUACGUUUACUAAUAUAUACCAAAGCAAUUCGAUAAACUGUAUUAUAAAAUUAGUUAGUCAAAAUUAGCAAGUCGAAAAUGUAAAAAAAAAAAAUUUGAAAAUUGACAAUUAUUUUGUACAUAAUUCUUUUAUGUAUAGGAUUUGCAGCGUACAAUCACUAUGUGAUAAAAAUUGUAAAUAAAGGCAUCUUUAAAAGAACAAUUGUUUA
Molecule: messenger RNA, 2714 nt
Organism: Plodia interpunctella (Indianmeal moth)
Lineage: Eukaryota; Metazoa; Arthropoda; Insecta; Lepidoptera; Pyralidae
Gene: CPR12
Product: collagen, type I, alpha 1a-like
Exons: 3
Coding region: 95-2518 (807 amino acids)
Source: RefSeq, a predicted model, not a curated record